This is a messenger RNA of Mugil cephalus (flathead mullet), 3115 nucleotides long. RefSeq lists its product as uncharacterized. Lineage: Eukaryota; Metazoa; Chordata; Actinopteri; Mugiliformes; Mugilidae. Bases 620 to 1990 code for a protein of 456 amino acids. The record is from RefSeq and is a predicted model, not a curated record. Gene Ontology annotation, biological process: negative regulation of circadian rhythm; negative regulation of DNA-templated transcription. Gene Ontology annotation, cellular component: nucleus. The transcript has 4 exons.
CAGAAAAUACCAUACCAUCACGUAUUUAAAUGUGUCACAGGUGACCUACUCGGUCUUCUUCCAGCAGACAUGAUCGACUUGCAUAAGGCGUCGGUGUUCCAUGAUAUUUUGUCGCCCUUUUAAGAUCAUUGUAACGUCAGAUAGAGGCGUCAAGCUAGCGAAAAGUAGCUAUAGCAAUUUCAAAACAAACGCGCGGCGGUUUGGAGUUUUAGAUAAACGCGUACGCGACCACCGUACAAAGAAUACAAAACCAAGACUUUUGAUUGUGGUUAAUUUUACCAUAGUAGUCGUUAUUUGUUUUGUUUAUUUUUAUUUUUUGGCUGUGUGAUUUAUUUUGAAGGCAACCGGAAAUGCUUGGUGAUUUAACUACAUCGAUAGAGAUUGUCAAAGCUCGACCCGUCUGUACUGCAGAGACACGGCUUUUUGACAAGAAAAAAUAGUUUCUUUUGCUUUAGGUGCGACAGGUAUCACUUCCAUCAUGGCACCGCUGGCUCUCCACAGUGUUUCUCGGCGCGAGACGGAGCAGAGGGGAGGAAACACACGCUAAGUGGAAGUAAAUGGCUGUUCUUCGUUUGGAGAUGCAGCCUAAAUAUCGUGUAUCUUCUUGCUAGAGUUCAGCAUGCCGAAGGAACAGCCUUGCUUGAACGAGCACAGUCCUUGUGCUGCAUCCAGCAAGAAUGCUAAAGAUAAGAGCAACAGCACGACUCUGCUGGCAAUACGUGACACGAGAGACGCAGACAAUUCUGGCGGACGGGGCUCCCGCUGCAGCUCGGAAAAAGACUCGGGUUAUUCUGAUGGUUCAGACUGGCACCACACAGAUGUAGAGGACCAGCUGAGGAAAAAAAGCCAGUCCAAAGCCAGCGACCAUGCAGGAACUUCACAACCAAGCCAAAACCAAGACGUUGGCCAAAGGGAUCUUGGGAGUUCUACCUUUUUGCCUGCAGGGCAUGACCACACACCGAUCUACAUCAUCAAAGACAUGCCGGGUCAGCUCCUCUGGAGACCUGGUGUCAGGAAGAUCAGUCAUUCUGGCUCUGCACAUAUGAUACUUUUACAGCAGCCUAGCUUGUUGCCGACCAGCUUCCAGCACGACAGGUCAUCCUCCCUGAAUUCUAAUAGCACAGGGAAGAAAAAUGAUACUCACCUACCCAUUCUUAAAUCUUACCCCCGCAUUGCGCCACAUCCCAGCAAGAAGCCAUCUGAUAAAGCUUCAGUGAACCAUGAAUCCCAGAAUAUCAGCAAGAGGUCGUGCACGGGACACAAAAAUGAUGACACGCCUGUGACCAGAGGCCUAACGGAGCAGCACCUUCAUAAACUACCUAAGCUGUCCGUCUCAGUCUCUGACCUGUCGUGUUCCUCUUCAACCAGAGAUAGUGUCUCUUCCUUUAGUCUCACUUCUGCUUCCAUGAGCCAGGGAUCCCCGUCUGUCUCCAGCUUUAACAGCAUGUCCCCCUUCCUCACCACUAAAGGCAAAAACACCACUAGUAGCGCUCGUCACCGCCGUUUCCUCAACACGGUGGAAAUCCUCCGACAGUCGGGUCUGUUGGACAUUACAUUGCGUACAAAGGAGCUGCUGCGCCAAAGCAACUCUACAGAGCGGGACAUCUCCCAGUUGCGCCAGCACACGGAGCUGCUGUGCCAGGCAGCCCACAACCCAGGCUGCAGCUUGGACGGGAUCGCGUCCUGGGAACACCUACAUCGAGCCAUGGCUGUUUCGGGCAACUACCCCGACCUCUCAGUCCUGCAGAAUUUUCAAAUCCCGUCCCGUCCGGAUUCUGCCAAUCACCCAGAGAGUAUUUCCACGCACGGUGGCGACCGGGCGCAAGCUGCUGAGGACUCAGAAAUGCCGCCUUGCCUUCUCGCCACUGCACCAGAUCAGAACUGUCCUGCGCCACAGCAGUCUCACUCGGUACGGGGCAGGAAGCUCGAGACCGGCUAUAAACCCUCGGAUAAAGUCACCCUCAUGUCCCCUGACAGUUCUACAGGUUAGCGCGUCUGCUGUGCCUUCAAAGAGUAAGCAGGUAGUCAUGGCUACCCAGCGGGUAGUACGUGUGGUUUUAAUAAUUAUUUAAAUCUAGUGUUUUUAGGGGUUGUGCAAAAUGUCUCUGGAGGUUUAAAAAAAAAAUUAAAAAAUCCAGCAAAUCUCUCAGUGCUGCUCAGUACUUAAUGUACAUGUCAUAGUUUGGUUAGAGAUUUGAUUGCUGAUCCCUGAUUAAUGCAGUAAAGUGUCAUUCAAUCCAGAGGCACCAUCUUAUGUUACCACUGCAGGCCUUAUGGAACCACACAGAUAAGCAGAGGAUCUUGCCUUGCGAGCCACUUAAAAGAUUUUGUGAAAAUAAAGUGUGUUUCCCCAGAGGGCGGGAGGGGGUGGCUUACACGCGGGUGGCACUCGAUACAGCGAUGAAAGCUGAAGUGUAUAUAUUAUCAGUUCUGUUGGCCAUGUUAGGCCGGCCAGCCACUUUCAGGGAAAAUAUGAAUAAGUCCAUCUUCCUGGAGAUAAAUGUGGGGAUAAAAUGGUGAGCUGGGAGUCCGAACAGGGUGAGAAACAAGAAAUGUGCCUUCAGCCUCCCAGAAAAAUGGCACUAAAGGGAAACCAACUCCACCUGAGGCACAACUUUAAUUUGCGUCGCAAACUGCACUACACUGGGCUCCUGCAACUAUUUCUAUCCAAGUGCUUUUCAGCUAAGCCUUAAAACUCUUUUUCACUUUGUAUUAUUUUCAUUAUCACAUCACAGACUGUUCUGACUCAUUGAAAUCAGCACAGCAAACAAAUAAAUUCAGCACCUCCUCUUCAAAAAUAAUACCAUAUUAUUCUUUCUUGCAGAAUAUUGUUGGCUGCUUUCACUUUAAUGAUGUUCUUGUCUUCUGUUUCAAUUUUCUAUUUUUUUUGUAUUUUUUUUUUUCAUAACAGGCUCGGCUUUCAUUGUGAAUUUGAAAAUGUGAUAAGUUUAAGUAUAAAACUAUGCUGACUGUUUUUUUUUUCCUGUUUCUUCAUUCUUGUGCCUAUGACAGGCAGCGGCGUCAGCAUCGCACAUGUCUGACAUUUAAAGUUGUUUAUACAGUGUAUUUUUCAUAACUCUAAGCUAUUUAAAUAAAGCAAUAUUUGAAAAUUUGA